AUGGCGCCCAUUGGAAUCAUUACUGCCAUCGUAUCAACAAUUCGCGUUUGUGGUCAUUCCACUCUUCGCGCCUUUAUUGGUCGGUCUCAAGAAGGCGAUGGAGUUGUGGAAGCAGAGCUAUGUACAUCUACCAGCCGAGAUGUUUGUGAGCUAUUCAAUAAGGGUGGUAUCACCCGUGUCCUCGGCCGGCCACAAAUCUUGGAACUAAUCUACAUUUAUAACCCUGACCAAAGUGAUGAGUUGCAGAUCUUUUGUCACUAUCUCGAAGACUUGAAGGAUCCGGAGACAUCCGAAUGGACAAGAGUUCAACGGCAUGCAUCAGAUGGCUCGUUUUCAACCCAUACGCAGUUUGCGCCGAAGCCUAAUCUCUCGCUAAAUGUUGGCAUCAGAAGCCGGCCUGAUUGGGUGUUUGUCUUGAUUGCUAUCCUUGGAUGCCUACUUCAAGGUGGAGUUGUCGCCCUAGCUGGAGUUGGUGUUUGGAUUCUUGGGUGGAAUCUUAGCGACUCUAGAUCGUCCGACUCAACGAAUUAUGCUCCAAUCAUGUUUAUUACUGGCACUAUCGUUAUGUGCGGUGCCGUCUUCUAUGGUUGCAACCCGGGCGUCAAGUCAUCGGCGACCAAACCUUUGACGCUUUCGCGCAUUUAG
Messenger RNA from Fusarium graminearum PH-1, 645 nucleotides. RefSeq lists its product as uncharacterized. The coding region runs from base 1 to 645 and encodes 214 amino acids. NCBI's taxonomy places the organism in Eukaryota, Fungi, Ascomycota, Sordariomycetes, Hypocreales, Nectriaceae. The transcript is spliced from 2 exons. The record is from RefSeq and is a predicted model, not a curated record.